AUGGCUGAAAGAGAUUGUUCCAAAUGUUUCUUAUGCUUUUUCAAUCUAAUAAUAUGGCUGGUAGGUGUUGCCUUGAUCGUUUUUGGUGGUUACUUGAUGGGAGUAUAUGGAGACUAUACAUCUGUUUUAAAUGAACAAUAUACUGUAUUGCCGUUUGGCAUCAUUAUCGGAGUCGGUGUGCUAUUUUUCUUCUGUGCUGUUCUUGGUUGGUGUGCAGCGAGCAGAAAUUCGCGUGCAUGUUUUGGAGUGUUUUUCUUUAUCCUGUUUGCCAUCUUUGCCAUGGAAAUUGCAGCAGUUGCUUUGGGCGUUUUCUUCAAAUCGAAUAUAUCGGAUUUCAUUGGUAAAGAUUUAGAAAAUGCCAUCAAGAAUUACGAUACACAUAAUGACCAUGGCAUCGACAGAAUCGUUGAUAAAAUUCAGGAAUUGUUUCACUGCUGUGGUAACCACAACUACACCGAUUGGUCCAGCUCUCCAUUUGAUCAUGUUUACCCUGCGUCCGUACCGGAUAGCUGUUGCAAAAAUAGAACUUCUGGAUGCGGGAAUGAUUCUCUAUCUUUACCACGAAAUCAAGCUGGCGAAAUAAUUUAUAUCGAGGGUUGCCACGACGCGAUCUUUAAUGUCGCUCAUGACGAUAUGGGUAUCAUUAUCGCAGUCGCUGCUUCUUUUGCCGCAAUUCAGAUAUUAUGCAUGAUUUGUACUGUCUUCAUAAUGUGCAGAAGAUCUAAUGAUAGACUCAUUAGUGGCUAUGAUAUCCUUGGAGAUGGUGUUGUGGCAUAA
This is a messenger RNA of Trichoplax adhaerens, 777 nucleotides long. RefSeq lists its product as uncharacterized. Bases 1 to 777 code for a protein of 258 amino acids. The record is from RefSeq and is a predicted model, not a curated record. Gene Ontology annotation, cellular component: membrane. The transcript is spliced from 7 exons. NCBI's taxonomy places the organism in Eukaryota, Metazoa, Placozoa, Uniplacotomia, Trichoplacea, Trichoplacidae.